Messenger RNA from Diplodia corticola, 1836 nucleotides. RefSeq names its product f-box domain cyclin-like. The record is from RefSeq and is a predicted model, not a curated record. Lineage: Eukaryota; Fungi; Ascomycota; Dothideomycetes; Botryosphaeriales; Botryosphaeriaceae. The transcript has 2 exons. Bases 1 to 1836 code for a protein of 611 amino acids.
AUGGACCGACUCCCCCCCGAAAUCCUAUCCCUGAUCGUAUCCUUCCUCGCCGACGAUCCACCAGAAACCACAUCCCCAUCCCCAUCCCCAUCCCCAUAUUCCCCAUCCAACCACUCCGCCCUCGCCCCCUACGCCCCCCUCUCCCGCCCCUGGCAAGCCGCCGUCGAGGCCGUCACCUUCCGCCGCCUGCGCGUGCAGAGCACCGAGCUCGCCGCCUUCGCCGCGCGCCUCGGCGGCAACAACAGUACAGACGCAGACGCGCGCCACGCGCACGCGCACCGCCACCGCCGCGCCGCCCUCGCCGAGCUCCGCUACGAAGUCCUCCUGCCUGGAUACUCGACCGACCGCGCCGCCAAGUUCGAGCGGCGGCGGGAGCGCGAGGCGAAUGCCGAGGUUUUUGGGGAGGCGGUGAGGGGGUUGUUUGGGGUGUUGGGGGGGUGGGAGAGGGAAGCGGAGGAUCGGGAUCGGGAUCGGGAGGAGGGUCAGGAGAGGGAUGGGGGGAGGGGGCGGGGAAGGGGUUGGAGUGGUGGUGCUGGUGGCAGAGGGAUCGCGUUGCAUCUGGGGGCGUAUGCGGUGGCGGAUGUGGAGAGGCCGAGGGCGUUGGACGGGUGGCGGGACCUCGGGGCGCGGCGGUACGGGAAGUCGGUGUUGAGGUUGCCGGGGGAGAUGAUGAUGAUGAUGCUGGCGGGGGGUGGUGGUGACGGUGGUGUCGACGUGCCGGAGGUCCGGCGCAUCGUCGCGUUUUGCACGCCUGGGGAGACUACUUGCACGAGGAAGUUGAGGGCGGCGUCGGUGGCUUGGAUCGCGGCGCGGAUGCCGAAUCUGGAGAGGGUGGAGUGGGAUUUGGAUGACUGCGCGUUCGCGGAGGAUGAGGUCAGGCAUAGGUAUCGGAAAGACUUCGCAGACGCCCUCUCGACAAUCAGCAACAACCACCUAACAUCAUUCAACCUCCGCCUCCGCCUCGAAGACCCGCAGAACGACGCCUUCCGCAUGCCCAGCGGCACCGACCCGGCCGCCGCCGCCGCCGACCCGGGCGUCGACGAGCUCAGCACCGCCCUCCACACCUUCCUCUCCACCGCCUCCAACCUCCUCUCCUUCAAACUCGCCCUGGCCCUCUCCCCCGCCAUCUUCGGCCCCUCCCCCCACAACCAACCCCCCACCACCACCACCAACCCAAAAUUCCCCCACCUCCACCACGCCUCCAUCGCAACCGGCCGCACCACCCCCUCCGGCCACUGGCUCUACACCCGCGACCCCGACCCCGCCGCCGCCACCAACGCCGACGACGACGAACUAGCAGCGGCGGCGGCGGCGGACCCGCGCACGGCCUACAGCGACUACUCGUCCUCGGCCGACAUGACGUCGUGGUCGUCGGACGUAAACGCCGGCCUCGUCGACCCGGACGACUCGGAGUGGGCCGAGACGUACCACGCGUGGCACGACGGCGUGGCGACGGGGCGGCGGCCGCGGCGGCGGUUCCGGUCGAGGGUGGACGCGGGGUUGUUGGAGGGGUUUUUGGGGCGCGCGGCGGGGGCCGUGAUGGUUAGGACUGAGUAUAUGCCGCGGUUGAGGGGGUUGGUGGUGCAGGUGGGGGAGGAGGUGGAGGGUUGGGGUGGGCACGAGGGGGUGGAGAGGCAGGUUUAUUGGGCGUGUUUUGAUGAUGGUGGUGGUGGCGGUGGCGGUGGCGGGAAGAGGAGGGUGGAGGUCGUCACGUUGCCCGGGGCUGGGAACGAGCAUCCGGGGUGGAGGCCAUCGGAGGGGUUGAGGGAGAUGUGGGAGGAGUGGGUGGGCGAGGAGGGGAAGGUGGAGGUUUCUCUUUGCGAGGACAAUUACUGA